Messenger RNA from Drosophila innubila, 1930 nucleotides. RefSeq lists its product as uncharacterized. The record is from RefSeq and is a predicted model, not a curated record. The transcript is spliced from 2 exons. NCBI's taxonomy places the organism in Eukaryota, Metazoa, Arthropoda, Insecta, Diptera, Drosophilidae. Bases 109 to 1836 code for a protein of 575 amino acids.
CCGAAAGUUUUGUGAUUAGCAACACUGGUUUGUUACUUUACAUUGGUUGUACCGCGCACGUUGUCUGUGGAUGUGAAUUAUAUAAAUAAAAUCAAAACUGUGAAAGAAAUGUACGCUCUACUGCGCCGCCUUGCGAGCGCCUCCAUCACUAACGCCUCCAGUCCAAGCCUAGUACGGAGCUAUGCUUCAUUCACGGUGCAGGAUGUGUUGCGCGAAAUACCGGAGGAGACUGGCACGCUGCUCAAUCGAUUCGCCAAGCACAUCGCCGUAGAGAGAUAUAAGUGUGAGGAUCACGUGUUGUCGCCCUCAAAGAUACGCUACUCCGACUACUUUCCCAUAACGGAUGAACGUUACUUCCGCCGCACGGUGCAAAAGACUCAAGCCGAUCAACUGCCAUCCCUGAUUAUAUACGCCUCCAGCUAUCGCUCCAAUGCAGCGGUUCCAAUGUAUGCCGCUGCUUUGAAUGCUCUGGAUGCACAAGCGACAGCACAAUUGAAUCAGAUGGACACAACAACUGUGUUGGAAACACUGUACGCAUUUCUGUUUCUCAUUCCCAACUGGCUUAGAAGGACGGAUUUCUAUCAUGCAGCGAUGCGGCGACUGGCCGGACAGUCCAGUAGUAGUAAGCAACGUUUUCUGCAAGUCUGUUUCUACCUCGGCCUACAGAAGCAAUACCAACAGAACGAUCUGGAGACGUUCCUGACCACACAGUUGGCCGAUCAUUUGGCCAGCUGCAGUCCGUUGGAUUUGGCCGUGGUUAGCAAUGCCUCCUAUAAAACGUCUACUGUGGUUACAGGCGCUGUGCGUGAUGCUUACGAGGCUGCACUAAUUGAAGCCACUUUAAAUCUUAAGCUUGACCCGGAGAACUCUUCGGAUGCUCUGCUUGUUUGCUAUGUCAAGGCCUUACGUCUACAGCGCGUGCAGGAUGAACGCAUCUGUAAUUAUCUGCAGGACAUUUGCCUGAAUCCCGCAGAGCUUUCGCUGCUGCAGCCGCGUGGCUUGGCUCAUAUCUUUGCCUACUUCUCUGAGAUGAAGUGGGAUCAUCCAGAAACCGUUCAAUCGAUUGUUGCCCGAUUAAUGCAAUUGAAACCCAGCGAAUUACGUGCCAAGGACUUGUCCACAUUCCUCUGGUGUUGUGCACAACUUAAUUGUACCUUAAAUGCCACUCAACUCAAGCAAUUGGAGUUGUUUGCUCUGCGGAAACUGGAUCACGGUGAAUACGAUCGCUUCCCCGACCAAUUGGUGGACACAUGUCUCUCACUCUGCAUUCUGGGCCAUCAUUCCAAGCAGCUCUUUGAUGCUGCCGAAGAACUUAAGGCUAAUCAGCGCCAGCGUCAGCGUGCCCAGCCCAAAGUGGACAGUCGUCUGAUUGUUCUACGCUCUGCAGUUGCCAUCGAGCAUCCCGAAUGGGCGGAUAUGAAGAAGGAACAGAUCUUUAAGGAAUUCGCACGUGCACCUGGCUAUUUGCUGAAACAACGGGAGGAUCUAACAACGUAUGCUAACCAGCUUGGCCAGGAUGCCCAAGUGGAAGGUGUGGAUCUGGUGUGUCCCAUUGUGGGCAUCAAUUUGCCCAGUCUGCGAGUCCAGACGCUUGGCGAGCAGGCAACCGUCUAUUUCGUAGAGUUGUUAACUCCAGAGCAGACACUGAAAUUCAGUCAAGCAGCGACAUCUCUGAUACGACUCAAACGACGACUUUUGGAAUCGCUGGGACAUCGCGUGGUGCUGCUGCACUCUGGAGCGAUGGCAACCAAUGCACAGGCGCUGCAGCAACUUUUGGAGCAAACAACUGCAGCUGGGAAUGAGGAGACGCCGCAAGUGCAAGGCUUGAAAAAUUGAAACGUGUGAUAUAUAGUAUGCAUAUAGAAUCUACGUCCCGUAGCUUUAAUAACCAAGUUUGUAACGUAAUUAAUUUAAUAAAAAUAACACUAAA